Messenger RNA from Manis javanica (Malayan pangolin), 4913 nucleotides. RefSeq names its product jagged canonical Notch ligand 2 (gene JAG2). Gene Ontology annotation, molecular function: calcium ion binding; Notch binding. The record is from RefSeq and is a predicted model, not a curated record. Lineage: Eukaryota; Metazoa; Chordata; Mammalia; Pholidota; Manidae. Gene Ontology annotation, biological process: Notch signaling pathway; cell communication; multicellular organism development. Gene Ontology annotation, cellular component: membrane.
GGCCGGGGCGCGGGCCCGGCGGCAGGCGUUAGGGCGGCGAUGCGGGCACGGGCCCGGGGGCGCCUGCCCCGGCGGCUGCUGCUGCUGCUUCUGGCGCUCUGCGUGCAGGCGGCAUGGCCCAUGGGCUAUUUCGAGCUGCAGCUGAGCGCGCUGCGGAACGCGAACGGGGAGCUGCUGAGCGGCGCCUGCUGUGACGGCGACGGCCGGACGACGCGCGCGGGGGGCUGCGGCCACGACGAGUGCGACACGUACGUGCGCGUGUGCCUCAAGGAGUACCAGGCCAAGGUGACGCCCACGGGGCCCUGCAGCUACGGCCACGGCGCCACGCCCGUGCUGGGCGGCAACUCCUUCUACCUGCCCCCGGCGGGCGACCGGGCCCGGGCGCGAGCCCGUGCUGGUGGCUACCAGGACCCGGGUCUCGUCGUCAUACCCUUCCAGUUCGCCUGGCCGCGCUCCUUCACCCUCAUCGUGGAGGCCUGGGACUGGGACAACAGCUCCACCCCGGAUGAGGAACUGCUGAUUGAGCGGGUGUCGCACGCGGGCAUGAUCAACCCCGAGGACCGCUGGAAGAGUCUGCACUUCAGUGGCCACGUGGCGCACCUGGAGCUGCAGAUCCGCGUGCGCUGUGAUGAGAACUACUACAGCGCCACCUGCAACAAGUUCUGCCGGCCGCGCAACGACUUCUUCGGCCACUACGCCUGUGAUCACUAUGGCAACAAGGCCUGCAUGGACGGCUGGAUGGGCAAGGAGUGCAAAGAGGCCGUGUGUAAACAGGGAUGUAACCUGCUCCACGGGGGAUGUGCUGUGCCUGGGGAGUGCAGGUGCAGCUACGGCUGGCAGGGGCGGUUCUGUGAUGAGUGUGUCCCAUACCCUGGCUGUGUGCACGGCAGCUGCGUGGAGCCCUGGCAGUGCAACUGUGAGACCAAUUGGGGCGGCCUGCUCUGCGACAAAGACCUGAAUUACUGUGGCAGCCACCACCCUUGCACCAAUGGGGGCACAUGCAUCAACGCCGAGCCCGACCAGUACCACUGCGCCUGCCCUGACGGCUACUCGGGCAAGAACUGUGAGCAGGCUGAGCAUGCCUGUGCCUCCAACCCAUGUGCCAAUGGGGGCUCAUGCCAUGAGGUGCCCUCCGGAUUCGAAUGCCACUGCCCAUCUGGCUGGAAUGGGCCCACUUGUGCACUGGACAUCGACGAGUGUGCCUCCAACCCGUGUGCAGCAGGGGGCACCUGCGUGGACCAGGUGGACGGCUUUGAGUGCAUCUGCCCCCAGCAGUGGGUGGGGGCCACCUGCCAGCUGGACGCCAAUGAGUGUGAAGGGAAGCCGUGCCUUAAUGCUUUUUCUUGCAAAAACCUGAUUGGUGGCUAUUACUGUGAUUGCAUCCCGGGCUGGAAGGGCGCCAACUGCCACAUCAACAUCAAUGACUGCCGCGGGCAAUGUCAGCACGGUGGCACCUGCAAGGAUCUGGUGAACGGCUACCAGUGCCAGUGCCCACGGGGCUUUGGCGGCCGGCACUGCGAGCUAGAGCUGGAUGAGUGUGCCAGCAGCCCCUGCCGCAGCGGCCUCUGCGAGGACCUGGUCGCCGGCUUCCGCUGCCACUGUCCCAAGGGCUUCUCGGGGCCACUGUGUGAGGUGGACGUCGACUUAUGUGAGCCAAGCCCAUGCCAAAACGGCGCCCGCUGCUACAACCUGGAAGACGACUAUUACUGCGCCUGCCCCGACCACAUGGGCGGCAAGAACUGCUCGGUGCCCCGGGAGCCGUGCCUGGGCGGGGCCUGCAGAGUGAUCGACAGCUGCGGGUUGGAUGCCGGGCCCCGCGCGGCGGGCGCCACCGCCUCCGGAGUGUGCGGCCCGCACGGGCGCUGCGUCAGCCAGCCUGGGGGGAACUUCUCCUGCGUUUGUGACAGCGGCUUCAUGGGCACCUACUGCCACGAGAACAUCGACGACUGCGUGGGCCAGCCGUGCCGCAACGGGGGCACGUGCAUCGACGAGGUGGACGCCUUCCGCUGCUUCUGCCCCAGCGGCUGGGAGGGCGAGCUCUGCGACACCAAUCCCAACGACUGCCUUCCCGAUCCCUGCCACAGCCGCGGCCGCUGCUACGACCUGGUCAGCGACUUCUACUGCGCAUGUGAUGAUGGGUGGAAGGGCAAGACCUGCCACUCACGCGAGUUCCAGUGCGACGCCUACACCUGCAGCAACGGCGGCACUUGCUAUGACAGCGGAGACGCCUUCCGCUGCGCCUGCCCCCCGGGCUGGAAGGGCAGCACCUGCAACGUGGCCAACAGCAGCGGCUGCCUGCCCGACCCCUGUGCUAAUGGGGGCACCUGUGUGGGCAGCGGGGACUCGUUCUCGUGCAUCUGCCGUGACGGCUGGGAGGGCCGCACCUGCACACAUGACACCAACGACUGCAACCCCCUGCCCUGCUACAACGGUGGCGUCUGCGUAGAUGGUGUCAACUGGUUCCGCUGCGAGUGCGCCCCUGGCUUUGCGGGUCCCGACUGCCGCAUCAACAUUGACGAGUGCCAGUCCUCACCUUGCGCCUAUGGGGCCACAUGCGUGGAUGAGAUCGACGGCUACCGCUGCAGCUGUCCGCCAGGCCGGUCAGGCUUACGGUGCCAAGAUGUGAUGGUGUUCGGGAGGCCCUGCUGGUGGCGGGGUGUGCCCCUCCCUCAUGGGAGCUCCUGGCUAGAGGACUGUAACAGCUGCCGCUGCGAAGACGGCCGACGGGACUGCAGCAAGGUGUGGUGUGGGCAGAAGCCUUGCCUGCUGGCCGGCCGGCCCGACACCCUGAGUGUCCUGUGCCCACCUGGGCAGCACUGCCGGGAGAAGGCUCCAGGCCAGUGCCUGCAGCCUCCAUGUGCAGCCUUGGGGGAGUGUGCUUCUGAGGAGCCCCUGCUGCCCAGCACCCCCUGCUCUCCAGGCUCCAGCUACCUGGACAAUAACUGUGCGCGCCUCACCUUGCACUUCGACCGUGACCAAGUGCCCCAGGGCACCACUGUGGGCACCAUCUGCUCAGGCAUCCGGGCCCUGCCAGCCACAAGGGCAGUGGCUCGGGACCACCUGCUCGUGCUGCUGUGCGACCGGCCAUCCUCGGCGGCCAGUGCAGUGGAGGUGGCCAUGUCCUUCAGCCCCUCGCGGGACCCACCCGACGGCAGCCUGAUCCAGGGCGCAGCUCACGCCAUCGUGGCCGCCAUCACCCAGCGGGGAAACAGCUCGCUGCUGCUGGCCAUCACUGAGGUCAAGGUGGAAACGGUCGUUGUGGGUGGCACCUCCGCAGGUGAGCAGCGUCAGGGGCCCCCUAGGCCACAGCAGCAGGCAGGAACCCUCAGGCACUCGCUGCCCGGGGGCUGGGCUGGGGCUGUGGGUGUAGCCGCCCGGCCCCCGGAGCAGAACGCCUGCUGCCCCGCUGGCAUGGAGUCCCAGAUCCACACACCCCGGUCCCAGCCCGGGCCCCCAGCCCCCACCCGGGCCCCUCCCCACAAGCCAGGAGCCAAAGGAGGUCCUGGGACUGGGUGUGCGCCUGGCAGUCCCCUCCCCGCCCCGCCCCAGGUCUGCUGGUACCUGUGCUGUGCGGCGUGUUCAGUGUGCUGUGCCUGGCCUGUGCGGUUGUCUGCGUGUGGUGGACCCGCAAGCGCAGGAAAGAGCGGGAGAGGAGCCGGCUGCCGCGGGAGGAGAGCGUCAACAACCAGUGGGCCCCCCUCAACGCCAUCCGCAACCCCAUCGGGCCGGGCGGCAGCCACAAGGACACACUCUACCAGUGCAAGGACUUCACGCCGCCGCUGUGCAGGGCUGGCGAGGCGCUGCCCGGGCCAGCGGGCCACAGGGAGGACGAGGAGGACGAGGAGCCUGGCCGUGGGGAGAGAGGCGUCCCGGAGGCCGAGAAGUUUCUGUCACACACAUUCACCAAAGACCCUGGCUGCCCUCCUGGGAGGCUGGCCCGCUGGGCCUCGGGCCCCAAAGUGGACAACCGUGCUGUCAGGAGUGUCAGCGACAAGCACUGCCUGGGCAAGGAGUAGGGCCACCGGGCUGGGACCCAGGACCCCGUGCUGGGCGCAACCCACCCAUCAGACAUGGGAGGCUGAGACUGUGUGCAUAGUUUCUUUAUUUUGUAUAAAAAAACCCACCAAAACCCAAAAACAAAUGUUUAUUUUCUAUGUUUCUUUAUCCUGUAUAAAUUAUUUGAUGACUGUCAGGCAGAGAACAAUGGAGCAUUCUCAGAUAGUUGCUAUUUUUGUAAUGUUCCGUGUGUCACACUUGCCGAGCGGCAGGAGAGAUCCAAGGGUGUCUGUGCCCCCGAACGGCUUGAUGUUUGUCCCCAGAGGUGGCGCUCUGUUUACAGAAUCUUCCUUUUUAUUCCUCAGUUGGGGUUCUCAGUGGCUCCAGGCCAAAGAGCCAGUGGGACCCGUGGUCAGGUCCAUGGCGAUGGUGGGACCCGUGGCUGUCAGUGGGCCCACUGGUGGCAUUGGUGGGACCCGUGGCCGUUUGGCAUGGCCCUUGGUAUUGGACCUGUGGCUGUUGGUGUGUCCUGAAGCUGUUGGUGGGACCCUAGUGAUGGGCGUGGCCUGUGGCUGUCGGUGGGCUCGAAGUUGUUGCGGGGCCGUGGUUGGCGUGGCCUGAGGCUGUGGGCAGACCUGGUGACUCGCCGGCCCCGCCUGCCCCCGUGCUCUGGAGGUCUCCCCACUUGUGCUUUCAGAAGUGCCCUUCCUGCCUGCUCUGUGCCCGGGAGGGCGGCAGUGCUGAAGCCUGAGACAAGUGCCUUCACACAGACCCCCUAGCAGCUGUCAGCAUUUGCCUGCGGCCCACCCGCUGGCCGGCCACCCCUCCUCGUGAAAGUGCAUUUUUGUAAAUAUGUACAUAUUAAAUGGAUCACUCUGUAUAUUUGGUUUAAUAACUUAAAGGUUUUGGCCUCUGUG